AAUGAAGAGGUGGAAAAAAAUCGCCAUCUCUCUUGCUUAUACACUAACUUGUCCCCUGUUAUUAGCAUCCUGGUUCACUAUUCUCGUGCUCGGGCCGGGGUGAUGGAGACUGAGAGUUGUCUGUCUUUCUCCUCGCCUUCAAACAGGAUCACGCCAGAGAAUUCACCGGGUUUGGAGCAUAAUUCUGGCGCGUUCUUUCAGUGUGACGACCACCAAAAGUCUCCGCACCUUCCUCUAGCGCAUCGACAUGAGUUUUUUAUGGGACGCUACACAGACGGCGGCUCCGCGGACUUUACGCACGGCGUCAGCGCAACAACUCCCCGCGCAUCGCCUGGAAAACAUACGAAGUAUUUGGAGAAUAUGAACCAGGACCAAAAACCUUCGAUCACUGAGAAGAACUCGUCAUUUUAUGAGACUAAUUCUGACGGAGAUAAGACCAUACCCAAGACUCUUGCAUAUCCUGCUCUAGACUCGGAGUGUUGUGGAAAACUGAAAGAGCCGUCCAACGGGUUGCCUGGAGACUCCAUCGCUGACUCCAUCGACCUGUCAGGCAAGAACAAGAAGCGGAGGAACCGGACAACCUUCAGCACCUUUCAGCUAGAGGAGCUGGAGAAGGUCUUUCAGAAGACACAUUACCCAGAUGUGUAUGCACGGGAACAGCUGGCACUGAGGACGGAGCUCACGGAGGCAAGAGUGCAGGUGUGGUUCCAAAACAGACGGGCCAAAUGGAGGAAAAGAGAGCGUUACGGGAAGAUGCAAGAGGUGCGAAACCACUUUGCUGCUACAUAUGAUAUCUCCCUUCUCCCUCGCUCCGACUCAUACCAGAUGCAAAAUAACCUGUGGCCAAGCAGUGCGGGAACAGGAGGUGCCGGCGGGGCGGCCAGUGGUUGUGUUCUGGGAGCAGAGAACAUGGCGUCGUCCUGUAUGAGCCCUUACCCCCAUCCUCACGGCAACCUGCCCGGGCUCAUGGGUAUGUCUGCGUCUCCAGGCCAUCCUCAUCAUCAUCAUCAUCAUCAUCACCCACCCCACCACCCUAGCAUUAAUGGGAUAUACUCACUCCAUGGCUUCCCAGGAAGCCUGGGGGCCCAUUCCUUUGAGCCCGGACCAGAGUCUGAAUACAAGCCCUCAGGCCUGGUGGCCCUGCGCAUGAAAACCAAAGACCCCGGGAGCCUGUUAUCCUGGCCGACAUGACCGUGCAGCUGCAACUGGGAUUGUGAUGACAUCACUGAGCCAGCAAACAGUUAGCAUGCCUGCACACAACUGAAAUACUUUUUUAAUGCUCAAUGUACACAUCUGUUUUUUGUUUUGUUUUUUUGUUUGCAGGCUUCGAGAUGUUUUCACUGCAAAGAUACAUUUGACGUUUUAAUUUUUUUUUUCUUGAUCUGUUUCCCUAUGGAAGCAUCUCAUUUGUUUGUGUGCUUGUUGAAAUUCUAUGAGCUUUGCACACAACUUGCCAAAAUAUAAAAUUACCAAAGAGGAUGUGCAACCUUUUUUAUUUAAGUAUGUUAAAGUUACUCUCAUAGUUUCAGUGUAUGCAGUGGUUUAGCCCCAUUAUGUAUAUAUGUAGUCCCAGUCAAUAAAUGAUUUUACAUUUUCUGA
This is a messenger RNA of Carassius gibelio (silver crucian carp), 1599 nucleotides long. It is a transcript of the gene alx3, whose product is annotated as ALX homeobox 3. Gene Ontology annotation, biological process: regulation of transcription by RNA polymerase II. The transcript has 4 exons. NCBI's taxonomy places the organism in Eukaryota, Metazoa, Chordata, Actinopteri, Cypriniformes, Cyprinidae. The record is from RefSeq and is a predicted model, not a curated record. Gene Ontology annotation, molecular function: RNA polymerase II transcription regulatory region sequence-specific DNA binding; DNA-binding transcription factor activity, RNA polymerase II-specific. The coding region runs from base 103 to 1191 and encodes 362 amino acids.